Molecule: messenger RNA, 507 nt
Organism: Candida tropicalis MYA-3404
Lineage: Eukaryota; Fungi; Ascomycota; Pichiomycetes; Serinales; Debaryomycetaceae
Exons: 1
Coding region: 1-507 (168 amino acids)
Molecular function (GO): nucleic acid binding; zinc ion binding
Source: RefSeq, a predicted model, not a curated record
AUGGGUAGAUAUAGUGUUAAGAGAUAUAAAACUAAAAGAAGAACUAGAGACCUUGAUCUUAUAUAUAAUGAUUUGUCAAAUCCAGAAUCCAUUAAUAAACUAAAGAACCAGCCACUAGAUGAACUGAAACCAGGAUUAGGUCAAUAUUAUUGUAUCCACUGUGCCAAAUAUUUCGAGAAUCAAAUAAGUUUAGAUCGUCAUUCUAGAUCUAAAGUGCACAAGAGAAGAGUUAAGGAAUUGAAAGAAAGACCAUAUUCUCCUUUGGAAGCUGAAGCUGCAGCAGGGGUCAACAUGGAGAAAUUUGCCGCUAGUGUGGAAAAAUUCAAACAAUUGGAACAUUACAAACAAGAAAACAAAGAAGAGUUUGAUAAGUUGAUAAAUCAAAAGAAAGAUACUUUGGAUGCUAUAAUAACAGGUGUUCCUUCAGAAGAAUUCCAAAAUGAACAGCAGAAAUUACAAGAAGAGGUGAUAAGUAAAGGUCAAGGGGAAAUUACUAUGGAAGAAUAG